UUUAUCACAUGAUAAGAAAAUGCCGGCAAAAUUGAUUUUGUUAUUUCUGAUUAUUUGUGUUGUUUUCUAUGAAAAUGAAGGUUUUAGAUUCCCAAAUAAGAAAAGCAAUUAUUUGAAAAGCAAUAAUAGCACCAGUGGAUACUUUUAUAAAACUUUGUACUUCAAACAAAAGGUAGACCAUUUUGGAUUUAGUAACAAUGAUGAAUUUCAGCAGAGAUACCUGGUAUAUGGAGGAUUCAGGCCAACACAGGAUGGGGGACCAGUUUUCUUUUACACUGGUAACGAAGGAGACAUUACUUGGUUUUGUAACAACACUGGCUUUAUGUGGGAGUUGGCCAAGGAACUGAAAGCUAUGGUUAUAUUUGGUGAACAUAGAUACUAUGGACAGUCAUUACCCUAUGGUAAAGAAUCAUUUAAGGACCCUACCAAACUCCAGUAUUUGACAUCUGAACAGGCCUUGGCAGAUUUUGCAGUAUUUAUUGAUUAUUUGAGAUCAGACUGGUACUUUGGACAGAAGGUACCAGUCAUUGCAUUUGGUGGAUCAUAUGGUGGCAUGUUGUCUGCUUGGUUCAGAAUGAAGUAUCCACACUCAGUACAAGGGGCUUUGGCAGCAUCAGCUCCUAUCUGGCAAUUUACAGAUUUAGUAGAUUGUGGAGCAUUUUUGAAGACAGUCACUAAUACAUUUAAACACCAUAAUCCUACAUGUGCAGACAACAUCAGGAAUUCAUGGAUGACUAUCAAUAAAGUAGCUACAACAGUGACUGGAAGAAAAACAGUCAGUGACACAUUUAGACUAUGCAAGCCUUUACAAUCUAUGGAAGAUGUGGGUACAUUCAAGGCAUGGUUACAAGAAACCUGGGUUGAUUUAGCUAUGGUUGAUUAUCCAUACCCAUCAAACUUUCUGGAACCAUUGCCUGCCUGGCCUAUUAAGGAAGUUUGUUCUUAUUUGUCAAAACAAUUGACAACAGAUGUGUCAUUGUUACAAUCAGUAUAUAAGGCAGUUAAUAUGUACUAUAACUAUACUGGCCAGGCACCCUGCUUAGAUAUUAACCAGGAGGCAACACAGGAUUUAGGAACAAUGGGAUGGGACUAUCAGGCUUGUACAGAAAUGGUAAUGCCAACCUGUUCUAAUGGUAAAGAUGACAUGUUUGAGCCAGUAGAAUGGAACUUUGAUGAUUAUGCCAAACAAUGCCAAAAACAAUGGUCAGUUACACCUAGACCAAUGUGGCCAAUUAUACAGUAUGGAGGAAAAAAUAUAACUACAGCUUCAAACAUAAUAUUUAGUAAUGGUUUAUUAGACCCUUGGUCCUCAGGAGGAGUAACAGAAUCUUUAUCAGCAUCACUACCUGCUAUCAUUAUACCUGAUGGGGCUCACCACCUAGAUCUCAGAAGUACUAAUCUCAAUGAUCCCAAAGAUGUCACUCAAGCAAGACAGAAAGAAAAAGAGAUUAUCACACAGUGGAUAAAGGACUUUUAUAAAUAAUUUAUCUAUUACAUACUUCAAUUAUUUCUCUUAGUGCAUAAAAUUUUUUGUAUUGUUCUAUCCAUAAUGGUUAAAGGACUAGUCUUAAAUGUCUUAUUUUUGCUGGUUAUUAUUUAUUUACUUGUUGAAUUUUUAAAAUAUUUUAUAGCAAAUAAAAUUUGCUUGACCAAUUGUUUAUGAAGUUUUACAGUGACAUGCACAGAUCUUUUCCUUACGAUUUGAUAGCUUGCUCAAUUUCAGAUAAGGUGAAAAUGCUGUUAUUAGUUCUUAUUUUUAUUUUAUUUUUUGGGGGUAGGGAAGUUAACAGUUUCCAAAGCAGUGUCAAAAAUAGUGUCAGGGAAUGAAAAAUAAUCUUAAAUAGGUUUUGGUUUGGAAGUUGAAAAACUAUUUCAAAAAGCCUAUAACUAUUUUGUAUACAAAAAAAAAUUAAACAAUUAAGUUAUUUCAUUAUAGCUACUUUAAUAUGUGUAAACUUUUCUACUGUAGAUGACCUGAAAGUUAAAUAUAUACCUUGAAUAAGAAAAUAUAUUUCAAGAACUGCUGUCAGAUAAUAUUCAUUUUUCAAAUUAAUGAGUGUAUUUAUAAGGACAGUGAUUGAAAAAGGAUAUUUGCUUUUUUUCUGUCUGACUUACUGUUUGAAAAAUAUAUUCAUGAUAAUAUGAUCAACACAAAUAGAGUCCCUCUGCAUGUCUUAAAUGGUAUAUUAUCAUAAUAUGUGACCUCAGUACAACUGCUAAUAUUGUCGUUUUAUUAAACUUUUAUUGAUAUUCAAACUGGUGCUUAAUGAAAUGUAUUUUGCUACUUAUCUUAAUAAAUUAUUUUAUUUAAA
This is a messenger RNA of Mytilus trossulus (common blue mussel), 2312 nucleotides long. Its product is annotated as lysosomal Pro-X carboxypeptidase-like. Gene Ontology annotation, biological process: negative regulation of systemic arterial blood pressure; proteolysis; angiogenesis involved in wound healing. The transcript is spliced from 9 exons. Bases 20 to 1483 code for a protein of 487 amino acids. NCBI's taxonomy places the organism in Eukaryota, Metazoa, Mollusca, Bivalvia, Mytilida, Mytilidae. Gene Ontology annotation, molecular function: dipeptidyl-peptidase activity; serine-type exopeptidase activity. The record is from RefSeq and is a predicted model, not a curated record.